GCGCUACGCCCGCGCGCACAAAAAAUGUCAAAUGGAAAUCGGCCUUAAAUUUUUAUAUCCUGUUGCCGUGAGGAGUAUCCCGUCGUGCCUUGCGGUAUCUCAGAAGUACUUUCGUUUUCAUGGUGGAUAAGGAAGGGUUCGCACAACGAUUUCCCAGCUCAGUUCUGCUGAAAAUGGCCAAGCCAAAGCCAUAUUCAUGUUAUACAUUAUACAAGGAUAGUAAGCCUGUUGGAAAAGGGGCACUGGUUUACAUUUCAUUUGAUGGAAAGAAGACCCCUUCAUUUUUGACGCUGCAAUCGUUGAUAGAUCAGCGUUCAAAUGCUGGGUAUGUUUGCAAAUCAACAAACAACAACAAAAGUUUUAGAAUAGAAAAGAGAAUAUUGUUAGCUUAUCCAGGGCCUUGCAACCUUGCUCACUUUGGAGUGCGUUUAACCACAUUUGCUAGAGUUAAAGCGCUUCUUUCGGAUCCUUUUGCAAGUGAAUGUGCUCAUAUUGACACUGUAUGUAAAGGUUCAGAGGUUUAUAUUGCUGUGCAAGAAGAUAAAAUCAUCAGGGGACAAGUAGAGAAAGAACAAGACCUAGAAUGGCUCAAUAUUAAGUGUGUUGACAAGAAUGUGGACAUACAAGAUGGGUUAGCCACAAGCAGCCCUGUUUAUGAUAAAAAAGGCCACUUAGUGGGGCUUGUGGAUGAACAGAUUAAUAAAGAUACUUUCAGGAUAAUACCAAUCAAAGAGACAUUCAGUCCAAGUGCUGAUGGGACAAGCAACAGUGGAGGAGAUAUAUCUGAUGUUGAUCCUGCAAUGCAAAAUAAAUCAGUACAAGUAGAAAAUGAGAAAACAAAUGAAAGACUUAGAGGUAGUGCUUCACCAAAUUCGGGAAAUUUUGAUUUUGCUGCCAUUGAAAAAGGAGAUUUUCCAGAGUCCAAAGCCUUAUCAUCGAUUACUGGAAGUGAUGCGAAAGAGACAGCCUCAGAAAAUUUAGAGGAGCAUUGCGACCAGUUGUCAGACAUUGCUAUUGCAGAUGGCUCUAACAACAAAGGAGCAGACACUGUUAUUGCAGAUGGCUCUAACGACCAAGGAGCAGACAUUGUUAUUGCAGAUGGCUCUAACGACCAAGGAGCAGACAUUGUUAUUGCAGAUGGCUCUAACGACCAAGGAGCAGACAUUGUUAUUGCAGAUGGCUCUAACGACCAAGGAGCAGACAUUGUUAUUGCAGAUGGCUCUAACGACCAAGGAGCAGACAUUGUUAUUGCAGAUGGCCCUAACGACCAAGGAGCAGACAUUGUUAUUGCAGAUGGCUCUAACGACCAAGGAGCAGGUAUUGCUAAUGCAGAUGGUUCUUGCGACCAAGGAUCUGACUCGCGUUUGCUAGAAACACUUUCAGGGUUAACAAUUGAGGAUCUAGACCAAGACCUAAUACAUAGCAUUUCAAACCUCCUUGACAAGAACGGUUGGGAGCCAGUUGCUGGUGUCAUUUUUUGUAACGAAGAUGACGUAGAUGGCAUCAUAAUUACAUUGAGGUCAUGUCAAGCUGGAGGAGGACAACCUGCACUUAACUUCAUAAGACAUCUGUUUUCUUCUCACCCUAGCGAGAACGUAGGGGAUUUUAAACAGAAGUUAAUGGAAAUUGGCAGAGAAAAUGUCAUCCAGUUUAUAAAUGAAGUGACUGAUGAUAAGCUCUUGAGUUCAUUGAGCUUUGACAAAUUGUCAAUGCUUUCAGGAAAACUAGAAUUUUCACAGAAAUCUGUUAAGUACUGGAAGCACUUAGCACCUAAAUAUAAUCUCAGCAAGGUAGAUAUUGCUGGUAUCGAAUCUACGAAAGUUGAAUACCAGCAUUACAGCCCAACCGAGGCUUUGAUUCAAGCUUUGUAUAUGAGAAAGCCUGAAUACAAAGUGAGUGAGUUCAUCAAAGUAUUGGAGGAUCUCAAGUUCAAUAAAGUGGUUGAUAUCAUUAAGGAAAAAUAUUUGCCAUCAAGCGAUUGAGAGUUGUGAACAGGAAGACAUUGUUUGGGACUUGGGUGGAUGUGAGAAGUCGGACAGGGGGGUUUUUCAGGCGGGUUUUUGUCGGCGGGUUUGAGCAGAAUUUUUCUCUUCACAUACCAUACCGAAUUAGCCCCCUGGGGGCUUAUUUAUUUUUGAUAUUUUUGGACGGUGGCUUAUUUGAGGGGGGGGGGGCUUAUAGGAGGGGGGGCUUAGAAAAUUAUUGUAGACAAUAAGAAGACAUUAUUAAAAGACCUUGUUUAUUUUAGUAGAAAUUUCUUUAUGAGCAUUUAAUCAAUUACUACCAAAAGUACGAAUUUGUCGUGGUAAUUCAAUAAAACACCAUAGGCAACCUCAGAUGGCAAAAACCGUCAAAUUGAGGGGUCCAAUUCGAGAAUAUACGGUAGCAGUAGGGGCUUAUUCGA
Molecule: messenger RNA, 2404 nt
Organism: Rhopilema esculentum
Lineage: Eukaryota; Metazoa; Cnidaria; Scyphozoa; Rhizostomeae; Rhizostomatidae
Source: RefSeq, a predicted model, not a curated record